GGAAUGCGGAAAUCAAACAUGGCUACCGAAGCAUUGAGGGCAGAAAAUCCCGAUUCUAUAGAAGCCUUGAGCCGUGAAGCGGAAGCAUUGAAAGCACGGCUUACCGAAGAAAAAGCAAAACUAAAUGAUGUUGAUUGUAAGUUAGGCUAUGUAUACUUAAACAUACAAAGCAUUGCACAUUUUUUCCUCGCUCCAAUUUACUGAAGGUCUCUGUCUCAGUAAACUGUCUGACAAGUCUGGUCUCACAAUCUUGAACCUAUCUCAAGGCAAAAUUUGAGACUAUUCAGUCUCAAAAGGAAGGAUAAAGAGAAGAUAAUAAAUCACCCCCCCCCCCAAAUGCAACAUUCUCUACUUUAAUAUUGUAUGUCUUUAAAAAGUAACUAUAAGAAUUAAGUAUUAUGAUUUCAGUUAGAUUUUAAGGUGUAGGGUUCUUAAACCUCUUGAGUAGAUACUUUGGUCAAAAAUUUAAACAUUUUGUAAAAAUAAACCAAUGGCAUAGUUGAAUAGAGGUAAUUUUUUACAGAAUUAUAACACCAAAAUCAUAUUUGUAGCUGUUGUAGUUUUAAAGUUAUGAAUUUUUAAAGUACGACUUGGUUUGUCCUUUUUUAACAUGGACUGCAUCUCCACAUUCUGUGACCUCAUUCCGCUGAUCGCGUCAUGCCCAAUGACUAUAUAGUUUAUAUAAGGCAACACAUUCCUUUAUCACUAAAAUACUGUUUAGGGUCGACUUACUUUAAACUUUCAACUUUGGCACAUGAAUAAUUAAUUAAAGCUUUCCCUGACCAAUGGUUUAAUAGUUUUUGCACACGGCAAACUCUUAUGAAUAAAACUCUGAGAUAGUACUACGAAAUAGCCAUUAUGCAAGUGGCUGUCAAUGGUUGCCAAUGACAACGUGUUGCACAGAGAAAAUUCUGAUCAUUUAUAAAAAUAAAAUGGACUCUACAGGGUUUUUAAAGCUCAAAUUAAAACAGUCCAGUUUAAAUGUCUUCAAAAUGCAUUCUGAAACACAAAAUAUAAAAUAUUUUGAUGUAUAUAGUGGUAAUAAUUAAAUAUUUCCUAAGUAUCGGCAACUUCCACCAUUAAAAAGGGGGCGUGGCCCACGCCAUGUCGAAAUUAGGCUAAGCUACCUUAUGGUGAUAUGGAUCACUGUGAGAAGCGUAACGAACGGAAACUUAAUCAUGCGUAAAAGACAUUAGCAAUCAUACAAAAAACAGUACAAACCAAAGAGUCUUCUUCUUCUAUAUCUUAAGGGCCCACGAUCAAUUUAUUGAUCAUUUUGGCUCCUAUGCAUGUAGAUGGGAUUUGCAAUGUUUCUGUUACUGGUGGUGAUGAGGAAAUUAUGCACUAGGGGUUUGAAGGCUUGAGGCAAUAGACACAAAUGUGUCUAGUGUUGUCGCCUCAACUGUUCCUUUUGAAAGAUGGUUCCAGUCCCUGAUUGUCUUGGGCAGGAAUGAGCAGCUCCUAUACUGGCUUCUUGCUGGUAUGAGCCUGAAUUGCCUGUCAUGGCCUCGUCGCUGUCUAUGGGGGAGAGGGACGAGUUUCUGUUUAAUACUGGAACAGUGGACCAGCCCAUUAUUUAUCUUGUACAUCAUGGAGAGCCUGGAUUGUCGUCGUCGUUUCUCCAAUGGUGACCAGCCUAGUGUUUCUAGCAUGCUGCCAACACUAGAGGUAUUCCUGUAGCGGUUUAGGACAAAGCGUGCUGCUCGUCGCUGGACCGCCUCCAACCUGUCAAUGCUCUUCUGGGUAAAUGGGUCCCAGACUGAAGAUGCAUAAUCUAAAAUCGGACGGAUAAAGGCUUUAUAUGCUCUUUCUUUCACACAGGAGUUGCCAAUCUUUAGAUUUCGCCUUAAGAACCCUAGGGUCUUGUUUGCUUGGUUACAUACAUUGUUAAUAUGCUCGUCCCAGCGGACCUCUCUUUGAAUGGUAACACCCAGGUACUUUACGGAGGAAACUUGCUCAAGAAUAUGGCCGUGCAGUUUGUAUUGGUAGUGUAGAGGAGUACAACUUCUAGAGAUUGAUAGUGGGUUGCAAAAUGUGGAGGUGCAAUCAAUAGUAAAAAUAGUCCAUAGCAUUACAAACAAACUCUUAAAAAUUAAUAGCUCGAAUAGUACUAAAGCUAGAAAGUUGAUUCUGGUUUAAUUUUUUUUUUAAAUUUGAAAUUUUUCUCAGUACAAAUGUAAUAUAUCUGUGUUCAUAAUUUGUUGGAAUUACAUUAUUUUUAAUUACCAAAGUACCUAUAAUGAUAAGACAUAACUUUUGUCAGUACAAAAUAUUUCUAAAAAAAAAAAUCAGUUACUUUCAACAUGUGACAAAACAUUUGUUUUAUGGCUGAGAUUUUGAAAUAAAUAAUUAUUAGAAAUUGGUUUGACUAAAUUAAAUAUUUAAUAUUGUUUUCUACAGGUGUAAGUAUAAGAUGAGGAUGGUUUCAUAAUUUCAAGUAGUAAUAUAUUUUUUACAUUAUAAUUAUAUGGAUCCCUUCAUAUUAAACUGUAAAAAGAACUCUCCUGUGAUUUGUGAGCUCGUUAGUGUUUACAAAGGUUUCUAUCUUUGCAAUUGCUACUACGUGAGAAGAUAUGAAGGAUAUCACCACUUCUUGCCAUUCUGAGGGAAAAAAAAUAACAUUGCUGUAUUGACCUCAUCAUAUGACAUGUUUGCCAUAUGUAGUGCUCAAUUUGGUGCCGGUUCGGUAAACUAAGAAUUUACCAUUUAUAUUUAGUGUUUAUUAAUUUUAUCUUUCAUAAAGAAGUCAAGAAACAAGGAUAUUUUAUUAUAAUUUAAAAAAUUUAAUCUGAAAACUAUUUAAAUUGUUUUGCUAUUAAUUUCUACAAUUUUGUAAAAUUAUUUUUUAAUAAACUACUGUACUGCAUUUUAUUGAGACAUUUAAUAAUGAUGGAAAACUGUUAAUAAUUACAAAUCUCUUCCUAUUGAAAAUAAUCAAUAACCAUUUUUUUCAUCUUGAUCAAAAUUAAGUGGUGAUAAAUAUUUUUUCUUUCUUACUUUGCAAAAUAUAGCAUUGGAAAAUUAAUUUUCUUACUUAGUCUUAAUGACCUAAUUAAAAUGUGUUGUUUGUAGAUAUGGUUGAAGCAGUGGGAAGUAUAGACCACUAUAUGGUUGUAUUAUGUAUAAAAAAGUGAUAAAGAGCAAAAAAUUAUUUUUUUAUGUUUAUCUGAGUUUGACCCAAAAAUAACCUUGGUGUGAUAUUUACGUGAGGGUCACUAGAAGAAAGUCCUUUCUCGGUUAUUGAUGAGGAUAUCAGUGUAUUUACAAACUAUGAUAAAUGAAGCAAUUAACUGAAGGCACAGUACAACUGUGUGCAAAAUCAGAUAACAAGUUUUUGUGUCAUUUAGUGAUUUAGCCAGAUGGAGUACAUAGAAAGUGUUAUGCCCCCUGUGGUGUUCAAUGAAUUUGAACAAGCUCUUGGUCAUGGGGAAUUUGAAAAGGGGCUAACACUUAACACAGGUAGAUUCUGAAGCACUACUGGCCAAAAUGAAGGCAAUCAUUGCUCUAAUAUAAAUAUACUUUAUUACAUGAAAUAGAAAUAUUAAUAAAGAUACAAAAAAUCUACAUAUAAAGAAAUGAAUCUAAUUAUCAUAGUACAAGUAAUAUAAAUAGUACUUACUAACACAAUUUUAAGUUCCUGGAGAAAUAUGAAAUUUAUUAAGUAAAUUACUUUGAUGAUUAUUGCUGCUAACUAUUGUCACGCAUCAUUUCUCUAAGAGUCUCUCCCCAACUAUAAAUAUUUUUUCAUAAACCCAACCUCUCACUCUUUUUUUAUUAAUUGAAGAAAUAUGCAUUUAAAAAAAAAUAAAUUCUGCAUCGAAAGAGUUAAUGUGAUUUUAUAUAGCGCAGUACCCCAGCCUAGGGCUAGGCUCACUGCAGUACCCCAGCCUAGGGCUAGGCUCCCUGCAGUACCCCAGCCUAGAGCUAGGCUCACUGCAGUACCCCAGCUAGGGCUAGGCUCACUGCAGUACCCCAGCCUAGGGCUAGGCUUACUGCACUUCACAUAAAAUUAACAAUUACAGAAAAUUAUACAUUUAAAAUCAACUAUUGGGGAAAAGCUUCUAGCCAUGGACAGCACCCAGCAGCAUCGAGCGUUGUUUGUCAGUUAGAGGGGGGUGAGAAUGAGUCAGUAUAGUACAGUUUGAAGAAAUCACCCUUGAGGGCAGUUUUGAACGCUGGGAUGGUCGUUAUAUUGCAGAUGUGUAAUCGGUGAGAAUUCUAUCCUUUUGGGGGCACAGAAAGAGAAAGAUAGUUUACCAUAUGUGUUAGUGCAUGUUCUGGGAACUGAAAGACUAUGCGUGUCUGCAGAGUAACGAAGUUUUCGAAAGGGUGAAUAGACAGAAGUUCAUUUAACAAAAGUAUCAAAGUGCCCUUAUAAGGCUUUAUCAUUGACACCAUGUCUUCUUUCAAGUACAGGUUCUUAUAAUAUUAUCUUGAUUUUUAUGCACUGGAAUUUUGACAAAUGUAAUAUUGCGAGAAUCAUAGUGAUAAAAGUAAUCGUUGAUCAGCAUUGAAUUUUAAUGGAGUCACGCUUACAGACACCCUCUCCAUGGACAAACAUGUCACGAAUAUAUGCAGAUCAGCAUAUAACGAAAUUAGAAAAAUCAGCACCAUUAGACACCUCCUCUCCUUUGAUGCCACAAAAACUCUAGUCUCUUCACUCAUUCUUUCAAAAUUUGACUACUGUAACACUCUUCUCGCAGGCAUUCCUCAACACCACAUAGACAAACUUCAGAAGGCACAGAACUCAGCAUGCAGACUCAUUUUUAAAUCAAAGAAACAUGACCACAUUCAACCACACAUGCGGCAACUCCACUGGCUUCCAAUAUCCUCUCGCAUCAAAUACAAGACUGCCAAUCUUUGCUUCAACUCGUUCACUGACCCUCACUUUCCUGUCUAUCUCUCUGAACUGUUGCUUCCUUACAUCUCCACAAGACAACUACGUUCUUCCAUUGACAGUAGAACCCUCUCAAUCCCAAGAACCAAAACUAAGACCAUCGGUGAAUGCUCCUUCUGCUUCCAUGGGCCCACGUUCUGGAACCAGCUCCCCUUCCAUAUCCGUCAUUGUGAAACCUCGUCCAUUUUCAAAAAGUCCCUUAAAACUCAUCUGUUUAGGUCCGCCUAUGACCUGUGAUGCACCCUCCUUGCCCUGCCUCAUUUUCUGUUUCGGGUUGAUCCUGAAGUAUAGGCCAAAACGUGUCAAAGUGUCCUCGUUUUAUAGCCAUUUUCAUUGUUUCUAUAGUAAAGUAGUUACUGUCCUAGUGUCUCAUUUUUAUUUUACUUAGUUUACAUGUUUUUAAUAAUUGUAAAGCGCUUAGAGCUUUAUGGUAAGCGCUAUAUAAAAAUGCCUAAAUAAAUAAAUAAAUAAAUAAUGGCACUGAAAAUAACCCGAUUUCUGUCCAGCAUUUUAAGUUACUUAUAAUUUUGCCCCAGCCUGCGUCAUUGGACAGCGUCUUGAGAGCUUGCAGAAUUUCAACAUCAAGCCAAGAAGAACAUUGAAAGGUCAUCAAGGGAAAGUACUGUGCAUGGACUGGUCAUCUGAUAAAAGACAUAUUGUCAGUUCUUCUCAAGAUGGAAAAAUGUUAAUUUGGGAUGCCUUCACUACGAAUAAAGUUAGUACCUUAUCAUUACUUUAUAGAAAAAUGUUGGUUAUCUGGCAUUCCUUUUUAUCAAAAAGUUUAAGAAAUUAUUAAUUUUUCUCAGACCUAAUUGAUGUACAUAAUUAUUUUAUAGAUUUUUGGUAUUCUUGAAAUAAAAAAUAAAUUCAUUAUUUAAGAAUUCAAAAGCAUUCACAUACUAACAUUUUCCUAACCUUUGGUAGUUGAAUAAACUGUUGUUGACACAGAACAAUAAAAUUAGUUUCUACAUUCUAAUAACCAUCUUAAAUAUACUGCUGAUUUUAAAAAAUUGUUUCAUGUUUUUUUUAAGGAACAUGCAAUAACAAUGCCAACAACUUGGGUCAUGGCAUGUUCAUAUGGGCCUUCUGGGAAUGUAGUUGCUUGUGGGUUAGUGGUUUAAAAUAUCAUUUAAAUAUAUAAAAUGAUCAUUCUGUAUUUUAUUUGUUUGUAGUUGUAUCUAUUUUGUAAUCUUGAUUUGUGAAAUGGUUCUCUAUCCAUUCUGUUUAAUCCAUUUAGCCUAACGUUUUUAUAGUCAUUAACUAUUUUUGAAAAUGUUGGCAAUUAUAAAAUUACUCAGACUCUCUUUCAACAGUGAUAAAAUAACUUAAAGAUCAAUGUUAAGUUUCAUUUUUACAAAAUUUCUUUCAGUGGGCUUGAUAAUAAAUGCACAUUAUAUCCCUUGAGCAUGGAAGAAGAUCCAGCCACGAAGAAAAAAGCUAUUGCCACACACACCAGCUAUUUAUCCUGUUGUUCUUUUACAAGCUCAGAUCACCAGGUAGAGUAUGGUUUAUUUGCAUGGUUGACACACCUGGCAAAAUUUAUAUAAGAAUGAGCUACGUUGACCAUAAAAGGCUUAAAGACAAAUCAAUUUAAAUACAUUCAGAAUCUUAAAAACAACUAUAGGAAUUUUCUAAUAUUUAAUGGAAAUCAAAUCAAUUUAAAUAUUAUCAAGAUAAAACAUAUUUGCUUAUAUUUAACUAUAUGCUAAAGUAUUAUUAUUAUAAAUUAGAAAUACAACUAAAAUAACAAUUUAAGAAGUUUUUAAAGUAUUUUAUCCAAAUUUAAAAGUUAAUAUAUUCAUUUUAUUAGCAAUAAAUUAUCGUCUAAAUAUUAGUAUAAUUAAUACAUAAUUAUAUUUAUAGAGAAAACCCAAAUAUCUGGUGGGUUUUUAUUGCAUUUUUAAAUUGUGAUAUUAAAUUUACAUUAAUGUUAUCCUAAUAUCUUCCAACAAUAAAUUAAAAUUUCAAAGAGAAAAAAAAGGGAAAUUAUCUUAUAAGAAUUUAGUUCAAACUUGCAAAUCACAAGUUUUAAAUUUCUUUGAGUUAAUACCUUCGUGUGACAAAACUGAUGUUUUUUCCCCUUUGCUUUUUAAAAAAUAUAUUUAAUAGAUUGCUUAUGCAAUUGGUAAUACACAACACCAAAUUGUAGCUUUGUAUUUUUAAUAUUUAAUCAGUUUUACUUAUUUUGCGUUCCAAAAUGUAUAUUAUUCCCACCAGUUGAUUUUCUAAAAUCCUUAGAUUCUGACAGGAAGUGGGGACAGCACAUGCGCUUUGUGGGAUGUUGAAAAUGCCCAGCUUAUUCAGAGCUUCCAUGGCCAUGCUGGGGAUGUGAUGAGCAUUGACCUUUCCCCCACUGAGACGGGAAACAUUUUUGUGUCUGGGGUAACUUUUUUAAUGUUUCAGUAUGAGCCUUAUAUAAAUAUAUUUUUAUGAAUCCCCUUGAAGGGGAAAAUUCAUUAUCGUAAGUAUCUUAUGUACUUUUAAAGGAUUCUAGCGAAUGGUAAUAAUUGUCACAUGACAUAACUGAACAAAAUUUUAUACUUGAUAAGGGACCUUUAAUACUUUGGGAAUGCAAGUUUAUCAAAUAUUUCGUGGAUGAUUUGAGUAGAUUCAUUCAAUCAGAGCAGUAAGCUUAUUUUGUAUUUCAUUAUUGAUUGUUUCAAAUGGGUUUGCACUAAAUUCUGAGCUAUAUUGUUUUAGGGCUGCGAUAAAGUGGCUAUGGUUUGGGACAUGAGAACUGGUGACUGUGUACAGGUUUUUGAUGGACACGAAUCAGAUAUAAACAGUGUUAAAUUCUACCCCAGUGGUGAUGCCUUUGCUACAGGCUCGGAUGAUGCAACUGUAAGUAAAUUUGUAUUUCUAAUGUUAUAAAUUUUCCAAAAGCGUAUAUAAAUUCUGUAGCUGAUUUUUCAUGAAUUUUUUUUAAGCACCAAGACACAUCUUUUUUUAUCUAUUUUGCUGCUGACACUCAUGGGUUGACAUGGAAAUUAACAUUUAUCAUAAUCCUUUUUUUGUUUAACAUCAUCAAUGUCACAUCCUUAAGAUGCUCUUAUUUAAAAGGAAUUAACAAUAGGUUCUUCAUCAUGAUUUUUCACUAUUUCAGUGUCGUUUGUUUGACCUCCGUGCAGACAGGGAGGUUAACUGCUAUAAGAAAGACAGUAUUAUUUUUGGAUGCAAUGCUGUGGACUUUUCUAUGAGUGGUAAGAGAAAUUUUUCGAAAAGAAUCUGGAAAUUUAUUUAUUUAUUUAUUUAGGCAUUUUUAUAUAGCGCUUAUCAUAAAGCUCUAAGCGCUUUACAAUUAUUAAAACAUGUAAACUAAGUAAAUACAAAUGAGACACUAGGAUAGUAACUACUAUUCUAUAGAAACAAUGAAAAUGGCUAUAAAAAGAGGACACUUUGACACUUCAGGAUUAAACCGAAACAGAAAAUUAGGAUAGUAACUACUAUUCUAUAGAAACAAUGAAAAUGGCUAUAAAAAGAGGACACUUUGACACUUCAGGAUUAAACCGAAACAGAAAAUUAGGUAGGGCAAGGAGGGUGCAUCACAGGUCAUAGGCGGACCUAAACAGGUGAGUUUUAAGGGACUUUUUGAAAAUGGACGAGGUUUCACUAUGACGUAUAUGGAAGGGGAGCUGGUUCCAGAACGUGGGCCCAUGGAAGCAGAAGGAGCGUUCACCGAUGGUCUUAGUUUUAGUUCUUGGGAUUGAGAGGGUUCUACUGUCAAUGGAAGAACGCAGGAUAAUUAAACAAGAGUUUUUGUCUCUUUCAGUCAUGGUAUGUAUUUUUUUCUCUUCACAGGUCGUGUGUUAUUUGGAGGUUAUAACGACUACACAGUAAAUGUAUGGGAUGCACUUAAAGGUACACGUAUCACCAUUUUAUAUUGCCAUGACAACCGUGUCAGCUGUCUAGGUGUUUCCCCGGAUGGUACAUCAUUGUGCACAGGUAGUUGGGACUACACACUCAGGGUAAGUGCCGACAUUUGA
This is a messenger RNA of Lymnaea stagnalis (great pond snail), 8880 nucleotides long. The record is from the annotation of a GenBank genome assembly. NCBI's taxonomy places the organism in Eukaryota, Metazoa, Mollusca, Gastropoda, Lymnaeidae.